This is a messenger RNA of Larimichthys crocea (large yellow croaker), 699 nucleotides long. RefSeq names its product E3 ubiquitin-protein ligase RNF130. Gene Ontology annotation, cellular component: nucleus. Lineage: Eukaryota; Metazoa; Chordata; Actinopteri; Sciaenidae. The transcript is spliced from 4 exons. Gene Ontology annotation, molecular function: ubiquitin protein ligase activity. Gene Ontology annotation, biological process: protein ubiquitination; positive regulation of DNA-templated transcription; ubiquitin-dependent protein catabolic process. The record is from RefSeq and is a predicted model, not a curated record. The annotation marks the transcript as partial.
UCCUCUCUCUGUCCUCUCUGUCCUCUCUCUCUCUGUCCUCUCUCUCUGUCCUCUCUGUCCUCUCUUCUCUCUCAGCGUCGUCUCGGGGACGCGGCGAAGAAAGCGAUCGGGAAGUUGACGACGAGGACGGUGAAGAAAGGAGACAAGGAAACCGACCCAGACUUUAACCACUGUGCCGUCUGUAUCGAGGCGUACCAGCUGAACGACGUGGUCCGAAUCCUGCCCUGCAAACACGUCUUCCAUAAGGUGUGUGUGGACCCGUGGCUGAACGAGCACUGCACCUGUCCGAUGUGUAAGCUGAACAUCCUGAAGGCGCUCGGCAUCAUGACCAGUCUUCCCUGCGUGGACAGUGUGGUGUUGGACGUUGAGCGUCUGGGCGUCAAUCAGGCGUCUGGCAGCCAGAGGGCGACACUGGGUGACAGCAACCAGCCGUCCAUCAGCCUGGAGCCACUUAGCCCCCCCCACUCUGAGGCCACGCCCAGAACACCUGCUGACAUCACCAUUGCCGUGACGAGUAAGAACACAGCACCACGCAAUACACGGUGCCAUGACACGACGCCCCGAAAUCAUCACAAGACCAACACGGGGAAACUUUACAUUCUUAGAACAACUUUACACUGUCACAGAACAACUUUACACUGUCACAGAACAACUUUACACUGUUUUAAAGCAACUUUACACUGUCACAGAACAACUUUA